ACUGAUUCUGCUGGCGAAGUCAAACUCUCUGUCAAAUCUCGCGAUACUUGCGCAUGAUACGGACGUUACCAUAGAAACGGACUGUCUGGUUAGCUGGGGAGAAUACACGGUCAGCAGAACAUUAGCAGGUAUUAGACCCCGACUACAGCAGCGACUCACCACAACACAACACAACACCGCGAGCGCGAGACCGAGCGCGAGGAGCUUCAUUAUUACACCUUAUCACGCGCUGUGUCCGGAUAAAUCCGCGUCACUCAUCUCUUCUACAUUAUUACUGCACUGGACUCUACAUUUUAUUCUGAAAAACACUCCGAGUGGAGUUCCAUCAUCAACAUCAUCACCACCACCAUCACCAUCAUCAUCAUCAUCAGCAGCAGCAGCAGCUUUUUACUGCACAUCUUUGAUGAUGGUGUUCCAGUCGGAGCGAGUGCCGCUCUCCCGCAUCCUGCCACAGCUUUACCUGGGAGCAGAGAGUGACGUCACACAGGACUGUCUGUCUGCUCAGGGGAUUUCGUAUGUGCUGAGCGUGAGCCGCUGCUGCCCUCAGCCCUCAUUCCUUCCCCAGUCUCAGUACUUGCGCAUCCCCAUAGACGACUCUCUGAGGGACGACCUGCUGCCGUGGAUCCCUCAGGCCCUGCGCUUCAUCGACGGCGCCAUGUCUCUCGGCUGCUCGAUCAUCGUCCACUGCGCUGCAGGAAUCUCCCGCUCUCCGGCUCUCGCUGUGGCUUACGUCAUGUACAGCCUGGGAAUGGAUCUAGAUCACGCUUACAGGUUUGUGAAAGAGCGCAGACCCACAAUUUCCCCGAACUUUAACUUCCUGGGUCAGCUCCAGCUGUUUCAGCACACACUUCCUCUGAAGAGCGGCGACGCUACCCCACACACCCAUCAGCCAAUCAUAUCGCCCAACACAUGCACGCAGUUGGCCAAUAGCAGCUCAUCUACAGGUCUUUUAAAACAGGACAGUUAUGAUGUCAUUAAAGGACAUGGUGCCGACACCAGAGCCGAGAACAUCCGGCGUUCCAGCGACGUGAUCCAGCCCGAGUUUACUUUAUCUCUCUCAGACAAGCUCAGAACUCUGACUCUCAGCGUGGAGCGUGUGGAGGUGCAGAGACGAGCCGGCACUCAGCCGGAAACACACUCUCACACACACACUCCCACGGCACAGAAACCCACGCACCUUCACAUCCCAUCGCUCUCAGAGAAGCGGAAAAGCCUCAGUCUGUCUCUGACGCCGCUCGGUCCUGCUGCAGCUACACACACUGACCAGCAGAGGGCGACAACUCUCCCGGACUCGAGUCAGAACCAGUCCUGCAGUUCUCCCACUGCCCACAAGGUGGAGGCAGGAGGCCCAGAGAAGGAAGCAAACCAUUUGAUGAGCAGAGGAACAUCAAUGAGAUGCAGCAGGACGCAGAAAAGAAGGAGCGAGGAGAAGAACGGCUCUCCUGCUGUUCACAGGGUGAAAGAAGAGCAAGCGAGGGUGAAGUCAGGGCUGCAGAGAAGGGAGCGAGGCAGGAGGACGGUGCAGUCACAAACACAGAGCGUGUGCAGUUCCACUCCUCGCCAGAAGGAGGCGACAGGAAGAGAGCUCUCAGGCUGUGCGGUGGAGGCCCUGGAGGUGAUGGAUGGAGACCAGAGUCCGGUGUCACCCAUCCACCUCACCAUCAACAGACUGCUGGGCUGGGGUGAGCGCAUGCUGCUCGGGGUUCUCCUCGGACCUCACAUCAAGGUGGGCCACGCCGCCCUGCCGUACAGGUGCUGAACACAAACUCGCGCCGAAGGAGCGCUCCAAGAAACACAAAGAGACAAAAGACUUCACUGAGAUCCGCUAGCAAAGCAUCCGAGGCUGAAGAGAAGCGUGUGUGUGUGUGUGUGUGUGUGUGUGUGUGUGUGUUAAGUGUGUGUAAGUGAGUGUGUGAUUGUGAUUCCACCGGACUGCAUGCAGGUCUUUUAUUUUAAUCCACUGCUUCGUCAUAAAUCAUAAAAUUGUGGUUCAGCUGCACUGAAAGUGUAAAUACGAGUGAAGACACAGCCUGUGUGUGACUUUAUUAUUUAUUGGAUUAUUGAUUAAUGUUAUAUUUAUAAACGGAUAUUUUCAGGUUGAUUUGCUGUUUUAGCGCUGCGGCUUGUACCGAGACACGGUGUUCAAUAAAGAAAACAUAUUUUACA
Molecule: messenger RNA, 2166 nt
Organism: Ictalurus furcatus (blue catfish)
Lineage: Eukaryota; Metazoa; Chordata; Actinopteri; Siluriformes; Ictaluridae
Product: dual specificity protein phosphatase 8
Exons: 6
Coding region: 404-1759 (451 amino acids)
Biological process (GO): protein dephosphorylation; negative regulation of MAPK cascade
Cellular component (GO): cytoplasm
Molecular function (GO): protein tyrosine/threonine phosphatase activity; MAP kinase tyrosine/serine/threonine phosphatase activity
Source: RefSeq, a predicted model, not a curated record